Closterium sp. NIES-65 is the source of this 909-nucleotide messenger RNA. Lineage: Eukaryota; Viridiplantae; Streptophyta; Zygnematophyceae; Desmidiales; Closteriaceae. The record is from the annotation of a GenBank genome assembly.
AUGCCGGGCGAGCCCUUUUUCCUGAUAGCGGGGCCGAACGUGAUCGAAUCGGAGCAGCACACGCUCCACAUGGCACGGGCUAUCAAGGAGGUCGCUGACAGCCUGGGUCUGAGGUUCGUUUUCAAGGCCAGCUUUGACAAGGCCAAUCGCACAUCAGUGGAUGCGUUCAGAGGGCCAGGCAUGGAGCAGGGGCUUAAGAUCCUGGAGCAAGUGAGACAGCAGGUGCACGUGCCAGUGCUCACUGAUGUACAUGAAACGAACCAGUGCGAGCCAGUGGCCAGGGUGGUGGACGUCAUUCAGAUCCCGGCUUUCCUCUGCCGACAGACGGAUCUGCUGACAGCCGCAGCUCUCACAGGCCGACCCAUCCACAUAAAAAAGGGGCAGAUGUGCAGCGUUAAGGUGGUGGUGGCAGCAGCAGAGAAGGUGAGGGCAGCAGGCAAUUCCCAUGAGUGUUUGGACACACACUCAUGGAUGCAUCUAACUAACAUUCAUUCCUUCCAUCCACUUCAAUACAAGGCAUCCAUCCAACCGUCCCCCACACCACACACACAUCAGGUGGUGGUGGCAGCAGCAGAGAAGGUGAGGGCGGCGGGCAAUCCCCAUGUGAUGGUGUGUGAGCGGGGCACCAUGUUCGGAUACGGAGAUCUGAUCCUGGAUCCGCGCAAUCUGGUCCAGAUGCGGGCGGCAAACUGCCCUGUGGUUGCUGACGUCACCCACUCCCUGCAGCAACCGGCUCAGCGGCAGCUGCCAGGAGGAGGCCUGGCGAGUGCAGGGCAGAGGCAUCUCAUCCCGGCUGUGGCGCGGGCAUGUGUGGCGGUGGGCGUGGACGGCGUAUUCAUGGAGGUUCACGACAAUCCCGAGGCUGCUCCUGUGGAUGGCCCGACCCAGUGGGUGAGUGAGGGAGGGUGA